UGUCAACACUAAGCAGCAGUUGACUAGUUCUUGGCUGAAGGAGGUGGACAAAAGAGAGGAUGGUGUCAAGUACUGUACUAUUCUUUGCAUCUUUCCGACAAUUUUCGGUACUGACUGAUACUGUUUUCUUCUCAGAUUUAAGGCAUCGCGUAACACAGUUUGCUGAAAUAUUCGGGGGUUGCAGAAACAAGACUAACAAAGCCGAACAAUCUAUUGGUAAACCUAUUCUACACGAAUCACUAUCAUAUUUUGGCCUUAGUAUCGAGCUCUAGAAGUAUUUCCUGCAUGAAUUCAGUCACAACUCAGAUGAAUUAUAGCCAGCUACAAAUUCUACUCGAAUUCUUAAACCUACUGAUCACAGAGCAAAAAAAAUUCACGUUGAUGAAGAGUUCAGUGCCAAUGCUGGUGAGCCAUCGAUGAAUCAUAUGCACGAUUGAGCUGAUGACUGGGAGAGCAUUCAUAUCAUAAAAGAGAUUCCAAAGGCUAUCAGAAUCUUUAAUUAUAGCAAAUAUACAAACUUUUAAAUGGAUA
Messenger RNA from Plasmopara halstedii, 531 nucleotides. RefSeq lists its product as uncharacterized. Lineage: Eukaryota; Oomycota; Peronosporomycetes; Peronosporales; Peronosporaceae. Bases 60 to 272 code for a protein of 70 amino acids. The record is from RefSeq and is a predicted model, not a curated record. The transcript has a single exon.